Verticillium dahliae VdLs.17 is the source of this 1761-nucleotide messenger RNA. RefSeq names its product IBR finger domain-containing protein. Gene Ontology annotation, cellular component: cytoplasm; ubiquitin ligase complex. Bases 1 to 1761 code for a protein of 586 amino acids. Gene Ontology annotation, biological process: ubiquitin-dependent protein catabolic process; protein polyubiquitination; positive regulation of proteasomal ubiquitin-dependent protein catabolic process. The transcript is spliced from 3 exons. The record is from RefSeq and is a predicted model, not a curated record. Gene Ontology annotation, molecular function: ubiquitin protein ligase activity; 2 iron, 2 sulfur cluster binding; zinc ion binding. Lineage: Eukaryota; Fungi; Ascomycota; Sordariomycetes; Glomerellales; Plectosphaerellaceae.
AUGGGGUCGCUCGCUGGCGUGUCCACCUCGCCGACCGAUGCCACGACCAGCGCCACCGACGACACCACCAGUCCGCCCGAACUCAACGACACUGACUACUACAACCAUGUUCUCCACCUUCCCGGUCCCGAGGCUCAAACCGCCCUCCAAAGGGAUCUGCUCGCUAAAGCAGCCUCGCUGGGCAUCAAACUUCCAGAGCACAUGCUGUCAACUGAUCAGAAGCGCAACACCUCUAGCGCCGAGUCGCAAGGCUCGACCAUCGCUACCUACCAUGCGCGCACCUUCUCCUCCACCUCGUCCGCUUCCGCGAGCACGGCACUAACCUCGCGCUCUCUCCUUGUUGACAACAACGAUUCCGAGGCAUCGUUGAAAGUCGGUUCUGCAAAGCGAGCCAAGAACACGAGCUUUACCUACUACGAUCGAUACCUCACACAAAUCGACCCCAAUCUCGACCAGCCCAAAUUUCUGAAAUCACAUUCAGUUGAGCUGCCCGACAACUCGGCACAGAGCUUAUUUAGUGUCAGCACGCGGAGAAGCUUUAUCAACAUAAAGGAUGGCUUGCGGAGGAUACGACGCAAAAAGAAGGCUGCAAGCGGCCUGGACCGUCCCAUUGCGUGUAUUUGCUGUCGCGACGACUUCGAUAAGUCCUCGUCGUCAUACGGCCUCCCCUGUGGUCACGCGUAUUGCGGUCAAUGCUUGAGGGUCGUGGUGCAACAAGCUGCGACAGACGAGUCCAAAUUCCCACCCAGGUGUUGCACGCAGCCAAUACCAAGCUCUAUCCUCAAAGACCUCCUUACACCCGAGGAACGGCAUCUUUUUCUCAAGGCAGUCCGACAGUUCAUUACUCCAUGGGAUGCAAGGAUAUUCUGUCCGAAUACUGCCUGCAGCGAGUUUAUCCCCCCACGCAGCAAACUUGACCCCAAGCAUCCAUUCGAUGUAGAGUGUAGGAAUUGCGACACGAGAGUAUGCAUCAUGUGCAAGCGGAACGCCCACCCCAUUGGGAAGGAAUGCCCCGAAGAUUGGGAACUGAACGAAGUGCUCAAAAUGGGCGAGAAAUCCGGAUGGAGGAGGUGCUACAAGUGUCGCGCUCUGGUAGAACUGGCGCAAGGCUGCACGCACAUGACCUGCCGUUGCAAAGCCCAGUUCUGUUAUAUUUGUGGUGCCAUAUGGAACCUGACCGUUGGCUGUCCCAACUUUUGCGAUGGGACAGAAGAGCUGGAAAGGAGACAAAUCGAGGAGCAAGCCCGGACUCAGAGCGAGAACAGUGUCAAAAUCAGACUGAAGCACAUGGAGGCAUACUGCGAAGGCCUAGGCCAUGGUCUCGACUCAGAGCUCCCCAAGCGCGUCGUGACGGAACGCGACCUGCAGGAGCUUGGUCAGCAGUACAAUUUACGAGAUGGCAUGGCGCGGCUGCACCAGUCUAAGAUCAAUGUCUUGCGCGACCGGCAGGCCAAGCGCAUGGAAGAGCUGCUCGAACGACAGGCAAACGAGCUGGAGAAGCUGGCGGACCGGAAGGAGCAGGAACUCGAGGCUCUCGCAAGCGACUUUGCUCAAGAAGAAGACGAGCUCGCCCAGGUCUUCAGUGAACGCAAGCGCAUGAUGCUUCGUGUUUGGUCUCUGCGCCUCGAGGUUCUGAGAAACGAGCUCGAAGACAAAGACGGCCUUGCCUAUGUUGCUGUUGGGUUUCCGCCUUGGAACGGCGACUACAGCAUUCGGGACGACGCAGCGCACCUAGUGGCAAUCGCCGCUUCUUGUUCUUGA